AUGCAGGUCUCGCGGAUGCACCACGGCACCCUGCAUGUGGCCAGCUUUGCUCUGCUGACUGUCGGCUGGAUCAUGUGCACCACGGCCAUGGGCUUUGCCGAGUGGCGGAUAUGGCACAUGAACAAUCCCCAAGGCCUGGCCCUGGUGGGCAUGUGGAAAGUCUGCAUCUACCAAGUGCCACGCACCCACGUCUCACCUUUCUGCCAGCGCUAUCCCUUCUUCGACAGUUACCUUCCUCCUCCCCUUCACAGUGUCCAGUACCUCCUGCUCCUUGGCAACUUGGUGGGGCUCCUGGGAAAGGUCUCCCUCACCAUGGCUCUGAGGAAUGUGUUCAUGGGGAAGACAACCAACACGAAGAAUUAUUUUCUGAUGUCCGGGUUUUUUUCCACCUUCACGAGCAUCUGUCUGGCCCUGUCUGUCAUCUACACUCAUCAAGCCGUAAACAGCGAGGAGGGCAUUCUCUUCCCGCCAUCGUUUUUAAUGCCCACCAGGCCCAACUCACAGGAACUCGGCAAUGCGGUUUUGAUAGCGUCCGUGGCAGCCUUCAUGAUGUUGCUGAGUGGUUUGCUUUCUGUUUUACAAAAAAUCCCCUGA
Sorex fumeus (smoky shrew) is the source of this 594-nucleotide messenger RNA. It is a transcript of the gene CLDN34, whose product is annotated as claudin 34. NCBI's taxonomy places the organism in Eukaryota, Metazoa, Chordata, Mammalia, Eulipotyphla, Soricidae. The record is from RefSeq and is a predicted model, not a curated record. Gene Ontology annotation, cellular component: bicellular tight junction; plasma membrane. The coding region runs from base 1 to 594 and encodes 197 amino acids. Gene Ontology annotation, molecular function: structural molecule activity. The transcript has a single exon. Gene Ontology annotation, biological process: bicellular tight junction assembly; cell adhesion.